Molecule: messenger RNA, 2838 nt
Organism: Entelurus aequoreus (snake pipefish)
Lineage: Eukaryota; Metazoa; Chordata; Actinopteri; Syngnathiformes; Syngnathidae
Product: zinc finger and SCAN domain-containing protein 2-like
Exons: 2
Coding region: 73-1218 (381 amino acids)
Biological process (GO): regulation of immune system process; regulation of cytokine production; negative regulation of transcription by RNA polymerase II
Source: RefSeq, a predicted model, not a curated record
GGAAAAAGGAGAAUAUGGUUGCUCAGUAAACCCGACAGUGGCGGUAAUUAUAAUCAAGUGAAAACACUCAACAUGUUGAACGAGUUGGUGAAGAAGCGACUCGCGGCGGCAGCUGACGAAAUAUGCGGGCUGUUUGAAAGAACGAUAGCGUCGUACGCCGAGGAACUUUCUCGAACAAGAAAGGAAAACGAACGACGACGACAGCAACUGGAAGAGAUCUGCAAGACACACAUUGUGAUACACGUUGAAGACCUCCAGCAGCUGAUUGGUCGUCAAGAUGAACUUCCCCUUCUGCCCCAGCAGGGGCGCUCCACUUUGAAGCAGGAGGAUCCACAGCCCACCUUCGUUAAAGAGGAGGAGGAACUCUGGAUCACUCAGGAUGGAGAGCGUCUUCUAGUGCCAGAGGAGGAGGAGGAGGAUUUUGAAAAGUCGCCACUGACUAGUAUUUCUGUUAAGACUGAAAACCAUGAAGACAAGCCACCCGAGUCCUCACAGCGUCAUCACAGUCCAAGUGAGGAGAACAAAGGAGCGGAGCCUUCAAGCAGCAGCUCUCCACAACACAUCACAACAGAAGAUGAUGAAGACCACUGUGGAGGAUCACAUCUAUCAAAUAGCGAUGGCACGACAUCAUACUCUCCUAAAGACGGGGACGCCGCCAAAGAACCUUUGAGCAGCGAUACAGACUGUAAAGGUGAUAUGAGAACUCAAACUGACAACAAACACUCUGAAAAGCAGAUGGGUAAAAACCAGGGGGUUUUAGGGAACGUUCACCGGAGAACACACACAAGAAAAAAGCCCUUCAGUUGUUCAGUUUGUGGUAAAAGAUUAACGGAUAGAUCAGCGGUGGCGUCACACAUGACAACGCACACCGGAGAAAAACCUUUUAGUUGUUCGGUAUGUGGUAAAAAAAUCUCCCAUAAGUCAACUAUGGUAACACACAUGAGAAUACACACAGGAGAAACACCUUAUAGUUGUUCGGUGUGCUGGAAAAGCUUUUACAAAAAGUCAUCUGUAAUAAGACACAUGAGAACGCACACGGGCGAAAAGCCUUUUAGUUGUUCAUGGUGCGGCGAAAGAUUCUCUGUAAAGUCAAAUAUGGUACAACACCUGAGAACGCACACAGGAGAAAAACCUUUUAGUUGUUCUAUUUGUGGUAUAAGAUUCUCGCAAAAGUCAAAUAUGAUAAGACACAUGGCGAGAGCACACAAAACCUUAUGAUUGUUCUAUAUGUGGUGAAAUAUUCUCUUCAUAGCCACAAAUGGGACUGCUGGGUUGCUAGUAUAUAUGAUAGUAUAUAUCUGUAUCAUGAAUCAAUUUAAGUGGAAAAACUUAUUCGGGUGUUACCAUUUAGUGGUCAAUUGUACGGAAUAUGUACUUCACUGUGCAACCUACUAAUAAAAGUCUCAAUCAAUCAAUCAAUCAAUCAACCAUGUGACUUAGAAACCUUUCCCCUAACUUAAGGUUCCUAAAUAUGGCUAUUGUUCAUUUAACCCUUAGCAACGCACAUGUGAGCGUGUUUCAAAAGUGUAUAAGUAUUAGUAAACUUUGCAUACAGUUGCAAUUCUAAGACAUUAAAUGGCAGUAGUGUAUAGGCUACGGUGUGUUGCGUAGUCACGGAGUAGUCGUCGCCAUGAAGCUGAAUCGAGGCUUCUGUUGCUCCCUACAAAGUAUUUAUACUGUAAGUAGGGCUGGGCGGUAUUGCGGUGUUAAAGUUUAUACUGGUAUAUUUUAGAAAGCGGUAUUUGAGACAAUACCGCCAUGCCGGUAUAUUUUGGUGUGCCUUUGUUACGGCCGUUAGCGGUCCGGUGCGUCACGCCCAGCAGACACCGUAGCGGAGGAAAGAUCCGGCAGGUGGCAAGGGCCUACUGUUAUGGUCAUUUAUUUUGAACGUUUUAAAGAUUUUUUUUUUUUUUUUACGAAUUGUUAAUAACCACAAAUAAGUGAAAUAGUUAAAAUCUAAAAUUAUUUGUGUGCCUACCUGUAAUGUAUUUUGUGGACUGGAUUACCAUGAAUGAGAUUCUAUAAAGUAAUUAUACAAAUAAUUUAUAGGUUUGAUUUUUUGACAUUUAUGAUAUUCUUGGUUGGUCACUUUAUCAAUAAUUUUCCAAUGUUUACUUCAAAGUUUAUCCUUCGUUUGUUUAAAUAGGUGAAUAAAAACAAUGUGACUUUUUUCAGUGUUGCAUCUUUCUUAACGUCAAUAAUCCCAAAUUUUACAAAAUGUAUAAACUUUAGUUUUAUUCUUUAAAUAUGAUUAAAUUGGGUUUCCAACCUGUGGCUCAAAAAGUUUUCAUGCACUUCUACUUAACAGUUUUAUUCUAUUUACAAUAUGUUUAUAUGGCAUUAUUACUCAUCAGUUCUCAUGUGACAUAUUGAGCAUGUAAAAUAUAUAUUAUGACCCGAAAUUAUGAGGCACAUAUUUGUCACUAUUCACAACCGUCUGUUGGUGUACUUAUCGGUCAAAUUAUGGUAAAUAUUUCGGGACAAUUAAGAUGGAAAAAGCCAAAACUAAAUCACAGUUCCAUGUCUGGCAAAACUCUAAACGCUGAUCAAAUUCCCAAUAAUGUUUUUAAAUAAUCAAUCAGUCCCAUUGGUUUUGUUGUUUCCAUUGAUUAGUUUGGUGAUCCGUAGUGGUUAAUAUGUGUCUUUAUUACCAAAGCUUUCUUUUUGGACACUCAAUUUAUGUAACUAAAUUGUUUGCGUUUGAAUUUUGUCAACUGAUUUUUAUCUUUUAUUUAUUUAUUUAUUAAUUUUUUUACAGCAAAUUAUGCUGACAAUUUUAUUGAAUAAAUUGUGUGAGCAAAAUGUAUUGACGUUGAUUUAUGUUUUCAUCACAACUGA